AUGUCUUGUCUCUCGCGAAAGCGUUCCCCUUUCUCCCUCGUUUCGGAAGGGCCGCUGCUCGCUCCGCCGCCUCCCCAUCUCCCUCUCGGUCUUGGCAGGCCGCAGUGUCGCCAGUGGACGGCGAUGCUGCUGCUGGGGACGUGCCUGCUGUACUGCGCCCGCGUCACCGUGCCCGUCUGCGCCGUCGCCCUGAGCAGCCGCUUCGCCUGGGACAAGAAGCAGUCCGGCGUAGUGCUCAGCAGCUUCUUCUGGGGUUACUGCCUGACGCAGGUUAUCGGAGGACACAUCAGUGACCGAAUAGGAGGCGAAAAAGUCCUCCUCCUCUCGGCGUCAGCCUGGGGCUUCCUCACGGUCAUCACCCCGCUGCUCACCCACGUCAGCUCUGCCCAUCUGGUCUUUAUGACCUCCUCCAGGUUCCUCAUGGGGCUGCUGCAAGGGGUGUAUUUCCCUGCCCUGGCCAGCCUCCUUUCCCAGAAGGUGCGGGAGAGCGAGCGUGCCUUCACCUACAGCACAGUGGGGACCGGCUCGCAGUUUGGCACGCUUGUGAUCGGCGGUGCAGGAUCUCUCCUGCUGGACUGGUAUGGCUGGGAAAGUGUUUUCUACUUCUCUGGCUUGCUCACUUUGCUCUGGGUUUACUGCACGUGCAAGUACCUCCUGAACGAGAAAGAACUCAUCGUCCCCUUACAUUGUUUAAUGAGAGGCCGCUCCGUAUCCAAGCAGACCAAAGUGCCCUGGAAGCAGCUGUUUAGGAAGGCGCCGAUCUGGGCUGUCAUCGUGGCUCAGCUUUCUACGGCCAGCACGUUCUUCACUCUCCUCUCCUGGCUGCCAACUUUCUUUAAGGAAACUUUUCCUGAGUCAAAGGGUUGGGUGUUCAAUGUAGUCCCGUGGCUGGUUGCAAUUCCAACGAGCUUAUUCAGUGGAUUUCUGUCUGAUCAUUUAAUCAACCAGGGAUACAAAACCAUCACCAUUCGUAAGUUCAUGCAGGUCAUCGGCUCAGGUGUAUCAAGUGUUUUUGCUUUGUGCCUGGGUCAGACAUCCAGUUUUUGCAAAGCUAUAGUGUUUGCCUCAGCCUCUGUUGGACUGCAGACCUUUAACCACAGUGGUAUUUCAGUAAACGUACAAGAUUUGGCCCCCUCGUGUGCUGGCUUGCUGUUUGGCGUUGGAAAUACCGGUGGAGCCCUGCUCGGUGUCAUUUGCGUGUACUUGGCCGGCUAUCUGAUCGAAACUACUGGCUCUUGGAUUUCCGUUUUCAACCUGGUGGCUGCUGUUAACAGCAUCGGUCUCUGUGCGUUCCUGAUCUUCGGAGAGGCCCAGAGGGUGGACACAGACUCUGCGUAUAUAGACCUGUAGAGAUGAAUUCAGCAAGCCGUCGAAGGAUAGCAGAGUGUCGUGUCUAUGUGUCGUUGUCGCACAAGUGCCAAAGAACGUAUUUUCUUUUUGUAGAAGUUUAACAGGGAAAAAACAAAACAAAACUGAGACGCUAUGCUUAACGGAUCUGAUUGAAACCCACAGGAGAAAAGAAAUCUAGAGUUCGCUUUUUGCUCAGGGCAUGGCUGAUGGCCUGGAGAGCCGACCAGCUCGACGUUGCCAGUGAGAAUUUGGCCCAUGUGGCUGUUUUGCCCCAGUCCGUUUCUAGUGGGCAAAUAUCCAUGUGGCCAAAAUAGCUUAUCCUGCUCAACUCCACGUGGUGCCGCGAUCUGCACCCUCACCAUGGACCGCCGAUCGCUCGUUGAGGGGGAGCUGCUUUGCCCUGCCAGGAGUUGGUUCCUCCUGCUCUGCUGUCCUGUGGCCAUGCAGAGGAUUGCCAGCUCUUGGGCUGCCAGUCAACACGUUUCAUCUGAACUAAACGCAAGGAAUAAUCCAAAAGAAUGUACCUCUGCCCUUAACUGUCCCUUGUGUGCCUUCAUUUUGCAGUAUGCUUGACGGGUACGAUCUGGCUAUGGAAGAGAAUGGGUUGUGUGAUCAAUUCAAGGCUUCCCUUCGGGGACAGUAAGGAUUUCUGGCUGGAUGUCUGCUGCGGACCCUGGAUGUGAAGUUGGAUCUAUGUUGCCUUCACUGUGCUUGAGCUGAGACUGGAGUUUGCAGGCUGGACAGAUGGAUCCAUCCUUGCUCAAGGGUUGAGCCCAAAGGUUCCUGCCUCUCUCUUUGCUACCGGCUGGGGAGCAGACCCAAACCAAGGUAGACAACCUCAGACCUGAGUGCAGAGAACCGCCCAGAGCUUGGGCUCACUCACCCAGUGGUUAAGUUUGCCAUGAUAUAUACCUUGCAGUAUAGACAUAGCCAAGGAAACCUCCGGGAGUUGUUUUGCCGUAUGCUGUGAAUGUAUAUGAAGAAUAGGUCAUGUUCUGUACUAUGGAUCCAUAAUCCCCAGUGCACACCUACUUCAUUAGGUGUGUCCUCCGUGUGCCUUCAAAGGGGCGCAGGAGAUGUUCCAAAGAGCCUGCAACGGGCACGUUCGGUUCCUGUAUUAAAUGUAAAACUAGUUUCUGCAUUGUGGAUCCACAGUACCGGAUGUGGAUCCAUGCUCUUCCCCAUAUCAGAGGGAAAUAUUUGGCUGCACAUGCCUCUGAGCCUGAAUGUCUUAAGUUAUUUAUAAAUAUUUUUAAAGUGCCAAAUUCUAUAGUCUAUUUUACGUACUUGAGGCCUGAUUCUGCAUGCUUAUUUUGUGUGCGACUCCCACUGAAACCCCCAGUAUUUCUAGAGGGGAAGGUUUUGCCAGCCUACACUUUUUGGUUUUGUGGGAUGUAUUUGAAAUGUGACAGUUCAUGUUAAAGUAAUUCAUUGCUUUUCCUCCCACCCCGUGCUUGCAGCUGGAAAGAACCUCUUUGGUUCUCUUGUGCUUGCCACAAAGCUUCAGCUGAGGCUUGGGACCAGGUUUCCCAAGGAACCUCGCUCUGGUUUCCAGAUGCGGCUGUGUCGGUGGGUCUGUUGCAGCUGAUGGAAAUGGGCUAAGUUUGUGAGCUGGGAGCAACUCCAGUGCUGCUGGGGUGCAGAGGAGAGGAGAGGCACAGCCGCCGUCGCAGCUUCCCCUUUGCAGCUGCUAAAACUGCGCUCGCCAUGCAGGGAGGCU
Molecule: messenger RNA, 3070 nt
Organism: Struthio camelus australis
Lineage: Eukaryota; Metazoa; Chordata; Aves; Struthioniformes; Struthionidae
Source: RefSeq, a predicted model, not a curated record